AUGGAGAGUAGUGGUUAUGAAGAAAAAAUAAAAGAAACGGUUGAAGUAAACAAGCUACUGUGCUUUGCAUGUGGUGAGCAAGGAGAGGUGACAACAAUGAGGAUUACAGCAGUGGAACCCGAGGAGUUUGUUUGUGUAUUUACUUGUGGAGCAUGUGGGCAAAGGCGUGUUGACCUUUUUGAUAAUGGAUGCAAUUCAACAGGAAGUGUCUGCAUAGAAUGCGACUUUGAUGAUAAAAGCGAUCUUUCCAGGGAAAUAAACUUGGCUGCAAUGGCAUCAGUAGAAAUAAUCUCUGAGAAUUUUUCUUACAUCUAUGAAAACAAUGCGCCUCAAACAUGCAUAGUUGAGUCUAUACUUAUAACAGCAGAAGAUCAGUUGAAGAAUAUUUGUGGAGAAGGUGAUUGCACCAGUGGAUUUGGCUUAUCAUUUGCUGCUAAUAUUCAGGCAACUUAUGAAGAAUGUAAGAAUAAGCUUGAGCAAGUCAGAGAGCUUAUAUCAAGUGAAACUCCGAAAUUCAAGAUGAUCAUACAAGACAGCAUAGGUGUUUCAAGAAUUGCAUCGGUUGGAAAGAAAGCAAUGCAAGACAUAUCGUUGGCACUGAAUACUGAUGAUUCAAAAGUAAAGUAUACAUUCAGGGAGCACUCAGAAGAAUAA
This is a messenger RNA of Ordospora pajunii, 654 nucleotides long. RefSeq lists its product as uncharacterized. Gene Ontology annotation, molecular function: zinc ion binding. The transcript has a single exon. NCBI's taxonomy places the organism in Eukaryota, Fungi, Microsporidia, Ordosporidae. The record is from RefSeq and is a predicted model, not a curated record. Bases 1 to 654 code for a protein of 217 amino acids.